AGACAUUAAAAAUGAAAUUUGCUGCUGUUUCGGUCAUGAGAGGUGACGGUCCUGUCAAAGGUGUCGUCCAUUUUAGCCAGGAUGCAAAUGGGCCAACAAAGAUCUUUGGUGAAAUCACUGGCCUGACUCCAGGAAAACAUGGUUUUCAUGUUCAUGAAUUUGGUGAUAACACCAAUGGGUGCAUGUCAGCAGGUGGUCAUUACAAUCCUUUUUUGAAGAGCCAUGGAGGGCCUGGAGAUUCUCUCAGGCACGUUGGGGAUCUCGGAAAUGUGGUGGCAGACGGUUCAGGAGUGGCCAAAUUUGAGAUGGUGGACAGUUUAAUUCAACUGACCGGCGCUGAAUCAGUCAUAGGUCGUACAUUGGUCAUUCAUGCUGAUGAAGAUGAUUUGGGCAAGGGAGGGUACGAAGAUAGUACAACAACGGGCCACGCCGGGGCCAGGGUGGCUUGCGGGGUUAUUGGAAUAGCCAAGCCUAAUUGACUAAGGAGCGGAAGUGCCAGACUUUGAUUGGCAGUUGUUGAGAAUGAUACUCAGAGUUUAAGAUUUUUUCUUUUGUUGGAUUUGUUUUCUACAUUCUUGAAAAAAAAUUUUCCGUUAUGCUUUGUUAUCACUUAACGUCAAUUAACAGGUAUAUUAUAACUUGACUGUUGUCAUUUAGAUUGUAGAUUCUUUCAGUUUUCUUUUCGAACUUCGUUUGAUGAAGUCGUGGAUUAAUAACCCACUUGAUUUUUUCGUUGUAUAUAAAUUAUUGAAAAAUGGGCUUUAGUAUAUUGUAUUCGAAAAAUUUGAGAUUUUAUAAUAAAAGUUAUGGAAAACCAG
Helobdella robusta is the source of this 818-nucleotide messenger RNA. RefSeq lists its product as hypothetical. The record is from RefSeq and is a predicted model, not a curated record. The transcript has 4 exons. Bases 12 to 479 code for a protein of 155 amino acids. Gene Ontology annotation, molecular function: copper ion binding; superoxide dismutase activity. NCBI's taxonomy places the organism in Eukaryota, Metazoa, Annelida, Clitellata, Rhynchobdellida, Glossiphoniidae. Gene Ontology annotation, biological process: removal of superoxide radicals.